Molecule: messenger RNA, 1131 nt
Organism: Papaver somniferum (opium poppy)
Lineage: Eukaryota; Viridiplantae; Streptophyta; Magnoliopsida; Ranunculales; Papaveraceae
Exons: 2
Coding region: 1-1131 (376 amino acids)
Source: RefSeq, a predicted model, not a curated record
AUGGAAGCUUGGAGAGCUAAGGUGAAGUUCAUCCCCAUGAACCGGGGAUUCUUCAUCAUCAAGUUGUUAACACAGGAAGACAAAGAAAAAGUUUAUCGUGAGGGUAACAAGGAUCCAUGGAUUGUGAACGAGCAACCUUCACGUCUGAUCGAAUGGUAUCUAGGGUUCGAUGCUGAUAAACAAUGUACCUCUCAAUCUACCGUCUGGGUCAAGUUUCCAGGUCUUCCAGUUGAAAUGUGGGUGGAGAAGACGUUGUUAGCUUUGGGCAAAUCUCUUGGAACUCCUAUUGUGGUUGAUAAGCGAACCCUAAACCAUGAGUAUGGGCAUUACGCCUCAGUCCUGAUCGAUAUUUAUUUUGCAAAGCUUAAUACAGAUUAUGUUUAUGUUGAAGCUGGUGGGCGUAAUUUUUUGCAACCAUUUGAAAUCUUGAAAAGGCCGAAAUACUGUUCCAAGUGCCAAAUAGUUGGUCACCUAGACUCAAAGUGCAUAAAGAAGUAUGUUAGUGCAGUUAAUACGCCACCCGCUACUGCCAGUACGUCGCAGCAAUCUAAUGCUCUAGUUAUCCACCAGGGUGACACUAAUACAGCAUGGCAAUUACAAGAUGAACUCGUGAAUUCCGAAGCUGUUUUGCGCAGGGCUACAGCUGAGUUUGAGAGAGCCAAACAAGCUAAGCUUGCGCAUUCAGUUUUAGUUAACAUGGCAAAGUCGUUGAGUACUGUUUCCUUGAAUACUAAGCCAGUUGGGAAUGUUGAAUUGGAAAGAACUAGACUUCCUAAUCCUGGUAGGAUUCCUAUUUUAUCUUUGUCUACACCGGUGUGUGAUGCUCUUGAAGAAAGUUCGGAAUAUAUCUCUCAUAACAAAUUCAAUAUUCUGGGAUCAGUUGGUGAGACUUUGAAUAACCCUCUUUUGGAGAUUAAUAAGGUUGAUGAAGUAGCUAAACGUGCUAAGCGGCAGCAGUUGAUAGCUCUUCAAGCAAAAAUUGAUGCUUUGAGAGAUAAUGAUUCCAUGUCGGACUCGGAAGAAUCUGAAUUGGGAGUUCGUGCUCGAAAGGGUUCUUCACCAAGACUAAAAUCCUCCUCAAAUACUUUUCAUCAAGUAGAGCUAUCUAAAACUCAAACCCCCAAAGUUUAA